AUGUUUACGGCUGGAUUCCGAUACACUGGUGACGGUGAUACCGUUCGUUGUGACAUAUGUAAAUUAGAAGUGUCUGGAUGGACUCAAGAUAUGGAGCCAAAGAUUGUACAUGCUGAACGUAGUCCUAACUGUUCAUUUGUUUGUUCUACAAUAUUAAAAUCUCUCAUGGAAUCGAAUGAUCAAGAAAAUCCUACAAAACGUCAAAAAACAGAAUUGAAUUCUGAUCAAUGUAAAUAUAAUUAUAAAUUUAUGGAAGUAAACAAACUCAAACAAAUACGUCGUCGAACAUUUUCUCAUUGGUCUCAUCAAAUAAAACCAUCUGUUGAACAAAUGAUCAAUGCUGGUUUUUUUUCAUGCAAUGUCGGUGAUCGUGUUAUAUGUGUAUAUUGUAAUUUAAUUUGUCAACAAUGGAAAGAAGAUAUUGAUAAUCCAUCUGAAGUACAUAAAACUCUUUCACCGAAAUGUCCAUAUGUUUUAUCAAUAUUAAUACCAUCAGAACGAUCUCCUACUACGAUUCUAAAUAAUCUAAAUGAUCAAACUUUUGGAUCAACUAAUACUGCACAACCUCAAUUUGAUCAAAUUAUUCGUAGAACACCUUAUAAUUCUACGUAUAGUGAUAUUACAAAACGUUUAGAAUCAUUUACAACAUGGUCUCAUGAAUCAUCACCAUCGAUAGAUGACCUAGUACGAGCUGGUUUCUAUUAUACAGGUACUAGAAAUAUUGUAACAUGUUUUUAUUGUAAUGGUUCAUUACAAAAUUGGAAUGUCAAUGAUAAUCCAUUAAUUGAACACGCUCGAUGGUUUCCGUAUUGUGGAUAUGCAAAACAAGUUUGUGGCGAUGAACUUUAUCAUAAAAUUCAAGAAGCAAAACAAGCUCAACAAGAGCGUAAUAGAGCUAAUCGAUCAAAUGAUGAGACAAGAGAAAAUGAUAAUUUAUUGGGUUCAAAUCAAUGUCAAUUACAAAUAAAUGAUCCUAAUAUAUUAUCACGUUUUGUUGCUGCUCGACUUGAUUUAUCGAAUUCACAAAAUUUACUUAAUCAAAACUUUAAAUUAUCAGUUAUAAAACGUUGUUGGGAAGAUCAAUUACAAUUAAAAAAAGAUGAUUUUGUUAACGAUAGUGAUCUAUUAGUAGCUUGUACUAUUCUACAAAAGCAAAUCGAUCAUAUCCAAGGUAACAAAGACAAUAUUAUUAUUCCUAGUGUUCAAAUGAACUUAAUUCAUGAGAGAAAACAAUCUAAUUUAUCAUCUUUACCAACAUCCUCAAAUAGUAACACUACCGAAGUAUUACAAAAUCAAUCAAUUUCUGAGACAUUGGAAAUUGAAUCGACAACAAAUAAAGAAAAUUCUACAGUAUCAGAAACAAGUUCUACAAAAGCUUCAUUAAUAACUAAUCCUUGUCUCAUCUGUCAUCAAGAUGAGAAACAACUCGCAUGUAUCCCGUGUGGUCACUUAACAACAUGUGUGCAAUGUAGUCGUACGCUUCGAACAUGUCCGACAUGUCGCAAACAAAUUGAAGCAUACGUUCGUGUCUAUGUUUAA
Rotaria sordida is the source of this 1539-nucleotide messenger RNA. The record is from the annotation of a GenBank genome assembly. Lineage: Eukaryota; Metazoa; Rotifera; Eurotatoria; Philodinida; Philodinidae.